AUGUCGCUCAACAUGAAGACGCUGCAGCAGGCGCUGGCCAAGGCGUCGGCGGUGAUCGAGAAGACGGUGACCACCACGGUGCAGGAGGUCACGGGCCCGCGGCCGCUGCAGGACUACGAGCUGCUCGACCAGGCGGGCUCGGGCGGCCCGGGGCUCGCGUGGCGGAUCUACACGGCGCGCCCGCGGGACGCGGCGGCAUCCACGCCGUACCCCGUCGUCUCCGUUUGGGUGCUCGACAAGCGCGCGCUCUCCGAGGCGCGGGCGCGGGCCGGGCUCUCCAGGGCGGCGGAGGACGCGUUCCUCGACCUCGCACGCGCUGACGCAGCGCGCCUCGUGCGGCUGCGUCAUCCGGGCGUGCUCCACGUCGUGCAGGCGCUGGACGAGACCAAGGCCGCCAUGGCCAUGGUCACUGAGCCGCUCUUCGCCUCCGUCUCCAACGCGCUCGGGUGCCUCGACAACGUGGGCAAGGUGCCCAAGGAACUCAAGGGCAUGACGGUCUUUAUAACUUCAAGUGGAUCUUGGAAGCUUGGAGGUUUUGGUUUUGCUCUUUCUGUUGACCAAGCCACAGGUGGUUUGGCAUCAUCGCAGCAAUUCCAUUAUUCGGACUAUGAUGUCGAAGAUACAGCUUUACCUCUUCAACCAUCUCUGAACUAUACUGCACCAGAAUUGGUCCGCAGUGGUGAUUCUAAAGUAGGCUCUACCUGUGACAUAUUCAGUUUUGGAUGCCUGGCUUACCACUUAGUGGCUCAUAGACCACUUCUGGAUUGCCAUAACAAUGUGAAAAUGUAUAUGAAUUCAUUGACAUAUUUAACAAGUGAAGCCUUUUCUAAUGUUCCUACUGAUCUGGUGGCUGAUUUGCGAAAUAUGCUAUCAGUUGAUGCAGCAUCACGCCCUAGUGCGAUGGCCUUCACAGGCUCUUCUUUCUUCCGGCAUGAUACAAGGUUGCGGGCUCUUCGUUUCCUUGACCAUUUGCUUGAGAGAGAUAACAUGCAGAAGACAGAAUUUCUGAAAGCAUUAACGGAUAUGUGGAAAGACUUUGAUUCCCGAGUUCUUCGAUAUAAAGUUCUUCCACCUCUUUGUGCCGAGCUACGUAAUAUGGUCAUGCAGCAGAUGAUUUUGCCCAUGGUUCUGACAAUAGCAGAAUCACAGGAUAAAGAUGACUUUGAACUUUCAACAUUGCCUGCUCUUGUUCCAGUAUUUACUUCAGCAUCAGGUGAAACUCUUCUUUUGCUUGUGAAGCAUGCCGAUCUCAUUAUUAGCAAGGCCACAAAUGAACAUUUGAUAUCACAUAUCCUUCCUAUGCUGGUACGGGCUUAUGAUGAUACUGAUCCCCGUCUGCAGGAAGAAGUUUUGCGACGAACAGUAACACUGUCUCGACAACUUGACAUGAAGCUACUGAAACAGUCUGUGCUGCCACGCGUGCAUGGAUUAGCUUUGAAAACUACAGUUGCUGCGGUGCGAGUAAAUGCUUUGCGCUGUUUAGGAGAUCUUGUUCCAUCGUUGGAUAAAACAGGUAUAGUAGAGAUCUUGCAGACUCUUCGGCGUUGCACAGCUGUUGACCAUUCUGCCCCAACCCUUAUGUGCACCCUUGGAGUUGCUAAUGCGAUUUAUAAACAGUGUGGUGUUGAGUUUGCUGCGGAGCAUGUGGUUCCUCUAGUCUUCCCAUUGCUCACGGCACAACACCUGAAUGUACAGCAAUUUGCCAAGUAUAUCCUAUUUGUCAAGGAUAUCACAAGCAAGAUUGAAGAAAAGCGUGGCGUGACAGUUACGGAUAAUGGGCAUACAGAGGUAAAAGUAUCGCCUUCAAUCUCAAAUGGGAUUCAUUCUAAGCCAACUUCAGGAGGCCUGGGACAAACUGGACAAAUGCCAGCUGCAAAGAGCACUUCUUGGGAUGAAGACUGGGGCCCUACUAAGAAAACCAGUGCCCCGCCACUCUCUUUUGAUUCUAGUGCUCAAACAAAGCAACCCUCAAAAGACCCUUUUGAUUUCAGUACCCAAACAAACCAACCCUCGACACUUCCCUUCGAUCUUAGUACUCAAACGAAGCAGCCAUCGACAGUCACUCAGGUUGCAGCAUCUACAAUCCCGUCUGCACAACCACUUCCAUCUCUGCAAUCUCUUGCACCUAGUUCAGGACAUCAAACUUCUGGUUCAUGUGUUCCUGUUGACAUUGAGUGGCCUCCUAGAAUGAGCACAUCAUCUGACUUUAAUGCACCAUUCUCAGCUAACAAGGAUAGUAAAUCUGGAGGGCUGUCUAACGAUGGGGUUGAUGAUGUUGAUCCUUUUGCCGACUGGCCCCCCAAACCAAGCAGCGCGGCCAGCAUUUCAGCAGUGGAGCGCCUGCCAAGCACAAAUCAAAGUAUUUCUGGGUUGAAUACAGGGAACAUGGGGUUUGGUGGUAGCAGUACUUCGCUUGGACAAAUGAAAACAAACCAGGUGAGUUGGUCAGCGAAACCAAACAAUACAAAUAUAAUGGGCAUGAAUUCAACUACCAGCUAUUUGAACCAAGGCAACUCAUCUCUGGGAUAUGGAAAUCCGAUUGGAGGACCGAGCUCAGGUCUCUCCAAUGCAGCUAGUUCCAUUGCAGGCCAGAGCAUCAGGCAACCAAAAUCUGAUUUUGGUUCACUAUCACAGUUAUCCAGUGGCACACAGGGCCCACCCAGGCUUGCCCCUCCUCCAUCUGCUGCUGUUGGAAGAGGGCGUGGUAGAAAUCAAGGGCAGUCAGCCCUCUCCCGAGCAUCACGGACUCCCAAUUCCAAUACUUUCCUGAAACAUGGGUCAGUGGAAACUGGGUUGCCUUUGUUGUUAGCCCCAAGGAAGCUGCUUCAGGAAAGGGCCUUCCUGUGGAAAAUUUUGGGUCAUACCUCAAAAGUCUGCUUCCACAACAAUGUCAAGCAAAUCCUCAAAUCCAUACUAAUGUCAUGCAACGUUAAACUCAAGCGGGCACGAAGGGCUUCCUCGUGCCUGCCCAAGGUGGCAUGCGACUCGGCCUGCGCGGCUUGCCACGCCCUCGUUCUCGUACGGUGGGCAUGCUGGUGCUCCACAGGUGUUGGGUUGUGCCGCGUGCUGGUGUUGAUCUCGGACUCGGAGUCCUCUGCCGCGGGGAUGAGGCGCCAUCACAUGGGCUGCGUCGCCAACACGGGGAUGUCGUUCCAGCGCCAUGGUACCUCUAGCCAAUGGUCAGCACGUCUGGCUCUGCCGCGGUAA
Triticum turgidum subsp. durum (durum wheat) is the source of this 3207-nucleotide messenger RNA. NCBI's taxonomy places the organism in Eukaryota, Viridiplantae, Streptophyta, Magnoliopsida, Poales, Poaceae. The record is from the annotation of a GenBank genome assembly.